Messenger RNA from Scutellospora calospora, 287 nucleotides. The record is from the annotation of a GenBank genome assembly. Lineage: Eukaryota; Fungi; Glomeromycota; Glomeromycetes; Diversisporales; Gigasporaceae.
AACGGACCUCUCAUAACGAACCUGGAAUUGACAACCUACAUGAUGCACAGAGUCUUCCUGAAAAAGAUAAUAAAUUUGAAAAGAAUCAAACUCCUGGCACCCUAUGGUCACAACUAAAGAAUACACUUAUUAAAUAUGAGGCAUCUAUUAUGAACAAACAGGUUUGGAAAUUACUUUCACCUCAUGCAAAGAAAUCCAACAAAAUUUUAUCACAAUUAGCAUACAAACAUCUGCUUUUUUACAAUCUCUUGAUAAUAUGUUCAGAGCAGUUUAUAGCUCCAAACUAG